UCGUGCAGCGAACACAUCACAAAGACGGUAGUAACAGAUUGAGACUCUGGAUCAAAAUUCUGAAUCUGUCACUUUACAAUGAAAGUGUCCCAAUGGAAUUAAAUUCAUCAGACUCCCUCUGCAAUGACACAAUUGCUUGGGUAUGGCUGUCUUCUCUCCAACCACCAUUUCUGGCUCUUGUCAUUAUCCUGGGAGUAGUGGGCAACAUUCUGGUCCUCUGUGUGUUCUGCAUCCAGCGGAAGCCUUGCAGUGUAGCAGAUGUGUAUCUGGGUAACCUGGCGGCUGCAGACCUCAUCAUGGUACUUUGUUUGCCCUUCUGGACGGUCACUAUUGCCCAAGGCUAUCAGUGGAACUUUGGUCAACUCAUCUGCAAGGUGGUGAACACCGCAAUCUCUAUGAACUACUACUGCAGCAUUCUCUUCUUGGUGCUGAUCAGCGUGGACCGCUACCUUGCUCUGGCCAAACCCAUGAAGCCCUGGAAACUUAGACGGCCUGUAUGGGCCAAGUAUAUCUGCUUAGUAAUUUGGGCAGUGGGCUUCCUGCUUAGUCUCCCAGCCCUGCUCUUCCGAAGAGUCAAAUUGUUUCCAAACGUCGAGGUGGAUGCCUGCUACCUAGUUUACCCUCAUCCAGCCUGGGCGCUCCAAUGGAAUCUUACAAUAAACGUGAUUGGCUUCCUGGUUCCUCUGCCGAUCAUUUCAUUUUGCACCUUUCACAUGGUCAGGGCACUUAAAAAUGCUGGUGUGGGGAUCCGACCAAGUGUACAAACAGAGAGGAAAGCCACCCAGCUGGUUCUGACAGUUCUUGUUGUGUUUCUCUUCUGUUGGACGCCCUUCCAUGUGGUGCGUUUCCUAGACACUCUAGACUACUUUCAGCUCUUACCUGGGUGCCUGUGGGAACACAUCUUAGGGAUCAGUGUACAGCUUGCUUCUUACUUGGGGUACAGCAAUAGUUCAAUAAACCCUUUCUUGUACGUCAUAGUAGGGAGUCACUUCAGGAAGAGAGCUAAAGGGGUUUUUAGAAAUCUUCUCUCUCCUAGAUGGAAGGACAAGGCAUCUGUGCUCACAAAUGUCACUGUUAAUAGUAAGUGGAAUGACAGUCUCAAAGGAUCACAAGACAAAAUAACAUCACUGGUCCUGAGACCUGUAUGUGCAAACAUUUCACACGUUUAAUCUUUUACAAAUACCUAAAAUAAAGUUUUAGCUCUACUGGUAAAGUAUUGCACUAACAACAUGAAGGUCAUGGGUUCAGUUCCAGGAAACGCACAUACUGAAAAUAAAUGUAUAUCGUGAAUGCACUGUAAGUCACUUUAGAUAAAAGUGUCUGCCAAAUGUUCUUUGAAAUAUAAAUGGUUUCUUAUGGCACCAUAUGUGUUUUUUUAUGAUUGUGGUUAUCUAUAAAUUAAUAAUUUACUUGUGUAUUGAUUGUCAAUAACGUAUGUGGAAAAUAAAAUUCAUUAGGUGUGAUUUUAUUUCUAUAGUGUGUACAGUAUAAUGGAUUUCUUUUCUCAAGUGUGCCUUUGUUGUUUGGCUUUUGUUGUCUAAGGUAUCAACAGCCAACAGUGCUGGGUAGAUUACUUCUGAAAUGCAAUCCAGUACAGAUACAAGUAAUUUGUAUGAUUUCAUUAUCCCUCAUUUUGUGUCUGUUUAAAAGGGAGACAAGGACUGUGAUUUUUAAAUUGAGUUGGUAACUCUUACAUGGAAUUGAAUUAGAGGUGGACGUGGACAUAACAUAAUUGAGUGGGUACUGAUAAAUAGAGGUAUAGCUGAUCAGAACGGAUUUCUGGUAAGUAUUACUUUUUGAGUUGUUAUUAUAAUUAUCAUGUUUGUUAGUGAGUGUAUCACUUGUAUGCAAGUGGUGUGGAUACGGUAACUCACAUAUUGACACAUAUUUGUAGAUGUGACUGUGCACAUUGUGUUUGGGGUUUGAGGGUGGUUGCAUGUAGUGUGGGCUGGUCUUGUGUGGCUCUGAGAAAUCUCCCAUUUCUCUUUCAUGCACCUGGAAUGCAGUGAGAGUGGCCAGCGUUGUCUAGCAGACUCUGCCUUACUCUUUAAUGAUGUUUUUUUUCUUUGUUCUUGUUUUUCGUUUUUGUAUUUUGUUUUGUUAUAGACUGAUAUUAAUUCUGUUUAUUCUAAGAGUUGAUUUUCUUUUAAGAUAGUUACUAUUUGUAUUAAUAAAAAGUGUUGUUUGAUUUUCGAUUCAUGCCUCUUGCUUUAUUAUUCUGUAAGAGUUGUGAGAUUAGACC
Molecule: messenger RNA, 2242 nt
Organism: Xyrauchen texanus (razorback sucker)
Lineage: Eukaryota; Metazoa; Chordata; Actinopteri; Cypriniformes; Catostomidae
Product: B2 bradykinin receptor-like
Exons: 2
Coding region: 93-1169 (358 amino acids)
Biological process (GO): vasoconstriction; smooth muscle contraction; immune response
Cellular component (GO): membrane
Molecular function (GO): bradykinin receptor activity
Source: RefSeq, a predicted model, not a curated record